ACACAACAUGGAGGUAAAUGUGCGCAAAUGAGAUGCGUACAGCAAGAGAACAUAAGCAGUGUGAUGUCCAGGUUCUCCAGCCCUGUGUACAGCCGCUACUGGCAGCACUACCAGCAAGCCAUGGCCUGGCACCAGAGGCACCAGCGGGCCUACAGGAAGGCCUUGGAGGCCGCCUACGGCCCUCCUCACAGCCAGGCUCACAGCCACGCUCACAGCCAGGAGCCGUGUCCCAGCAGCCAUCGGUACGAAGACUGGAACGCAGGACAGGAAGAUGGAGAGGACGGGGAUGAGGAGAGCAGCUCGGACAGCGAGAUCGAGUGUGACGUCAGCAACAUGGAGAUCAGCGAGGAGCUGCGGGAGUACUUCGCCCACACAGAGAAACACAGAGAGGAGCUGAAGAAGCAGCAGCAGAUCGAGGCGGAGGAGCAUGAGAGCUACGUGCCUGCAGACCAGGACCUGCGCAGCGGCUCCUGGAGAAACAGCAUGGCCCCCCCCUCAGAGAGACCCGGAGAGCGACGUGGGUCCGAGAUGAAGAAGCUCUACGGCAAGGACUCCGCCAAGAUCCAGGCCAUGGAGGCGGCCAUGCAGCUCAACUUCGACAGACACUGUGACCUCAAACAGCCCAAAUACUGGCCCGUCAUCCCGCUGAAACUGUGACGCCUGUUCUGCAGGAACCCCUCCUCCGAUCUGCCCGUGAGACGCCACUGGAUUGAAGCUGCUGAUGUGGAAGUAACAGUGUGGGUGAACUGAGGGGUGCAAGUUAUUUUAAGCACACCAAAAAGUAGAUCUUCCGCUCAGCCAGACGCGAAUGUCACCGACCCCUCAGCUGCUGCUCCAAAUGAAAAUGAUUGUUAUGCUCACAUAAUUUUGAAUUGUUGUGGCUUUAACAGAAGUUAUUAUAUAAGGUUUAUCCAAGAGUCUUUUUUGGAGAUUCCAGUAAAGUCUGGUCUGGUUAAGUAAAGCGCUCCUGUACGUGAUGUAAAUAUAUUCAAACGUGUUUCCUCUUGUGUUUCUGUUCACCCUCUACCUCACUGAUGCUACAUUGCUCGUCUUUUGCAUGUCAACUCAGUUUAACCACACAGUUUUUUUUCAUCCCCCCCCCCCCCCCUUUCCUCUCCUUAAAUUUAGGAGCGUUCCCAUGUGACCGCAUCUGAUAUUCCUGUUUCCUCAAAGAGAGAUUUGUUGAUGUUGCCUCUCUCAUUCUGACAGUUCAUCGCGUUCAAAGACAUUUGCGUUGUUUCUCCUCAGGGGCGUUCACUAUCCUGUUUUAUCUUGUGCUUCCACCACCCUUUUCCUUUUUUUAAACUGAAGGAUUUUAAUGUCAAACCUGUUCAUAAUAAAGUGUUUUCUGUUUGGAUAAAA
Trematomus bernacchii (emerald rockcod) is the source of this 1362-nucleotide messenger RNA. It is a transcript of the gene gemin8, whose product is annotated as gem (nuclear organelle) associated protein 8. Bases 28 to 657 code for a protein of 209 amino acids. Gene Ontology annotation, cellular component: SMN complex. The transcript has 3 exons. The record is from RefSeq and is a predicted model, not a curated record. Gene Ontology annotation, biological process: spliceosomal snRNP assembly. NCBI's taxonomy places the organism in Eukaryota, Metazoa, Chordata, Actinopteri, Perciformes, Nototheniidae.